Coccidioides immitis RS is the source of this 2947-nucleotide messenger RNA. RefSeq lists its product as uncharacterized. The transcript has 2 exons. Bases 240 to 1868 code for a protein of 542 amino acids. The record is from RefSeq and is a predicted model, not a curated record. NCBI's taxonomy places the organism in Eukaryota, Fungi, Ascomycota, Eurotiomycetes, Onygenales, Onygenaceae.
GAUACGAGCCUUGCCCGCAACCCACCAUGCAGAUGUUCCACCACGCAAAGAUGGCUGUUCAGCCUUGUCCCUGCCGAGAGUCUGCAACCUUUCAGGCUCUGGCCACCCUGCUUCUCGUGUGUCUCUGAAAAUGCAGUGACGGCCGGCAGGUUUGACUUGAUUCUACGGAAUGAACACCUACGAUCUAUCAUUAAUCAGCUUGUGCUAUAUCAACUCGGACUUGCGUAUUCGCGGGCAUCAUGCCGCCCGAAAUCUUUCAUGAAUCACCAGAUAAUAACUCGCGGUGGGAUUAUAGCAACUUAGUUGUUCCCGCGUCAUCUGGUGUCCCAACAGCAUCACGGCCAACAGUGACAACUGCCAAUACUCGAGACGCAAAUGCUGCACAACAAUGGCCCCAAUAUCGUAACCUUUUCCCUGCUGAGAAGCUCAGUGCGAUCAUUUUCCACCAUAAAAUCGCGUCAAGGGUCGCUGGAGAAAUAGAUUGCUGGACCUAUAUCUCUGCGGGCCUGACCACGGUCGGCCAGAAAGAGGUAAUUAUCACAAUCCAACGCAGAGUCAAGACUGAAGACGAGGGAGACUUUCCCAGAGAUCCUCUGAGAUGGUUCGAAUCAUUAUAUGCAUUCGCAAAGCUCGGCGAUGUGGUACAUGAAUAUCAGCAUACAGGUGUCCACGUCCCGAACUUUCUGGGUCGCCCAGACGUUAAACGGAUUGUCCUUUGUGAUUUUCAUCCUAUCGACAAUAUUCCCGCAUCAUAUUUUCCUGGCGAAUGCCUACAGGCCAUUCUGCUUACAGAGCCAGAGGACGCCGUUUCUCGACGAUAUGGUGUCUCGAGAGUUCUUAGCCACCUAGGUGCUUCACAUCGGUGGUUCCCAUUCCCGCCUUGGUUCAGUCGGGAUCGCGGAUCAUGUAUCAAGCUGGCCGAUAUGGAAGGAAGCGUGAAAGACAAAUUCCAUUGUGUUACUGUUCGUGGCGUAUGUGCCGUGAAGAGAGGCCCCGAUGUCACGCUUCACGUAUCGAAAGAAGCAGCCCCCCUCUUACGGGAAGCUCUAGCGACCACCAAUGCGGAUGAGUCCUUUUCCAUAAACACUGUUCCCUUCAAAGAUGCGGAUUCAGGCCUUUUGUGGAGCAAUAAAAUUGGGACCAUGCAGCCCCAGGCAUACGCUGCCGGAAAUUCAACCACUACCAUGAACUUGACUUUUCUCACAUUCUGUCUAAGUCAAGAGAGGUGCAGACUAGAGUUAGUCGAAGAUGGAUAUUUCCACAGAGUCGAUAAAGAAACUUGGGCGCGGCACCGUAACUCUAUUGAAACCUCAGCAGAAUUUUCCAUCACGCUCGGAACUGGUGGACGAUUCUCCAUUGAAUUUGAGCGCGUUGAGAAAAAGAGUAGCACCACGAAUACGCGGCCUCCAGCAUCGGCCUCGGUGUUUCAACCACCACCCGGAUUCACCCUCUACACACCUCAAGAUCCAACUUCAGCCUCCCGACCGAACCACAUUGACUGUGACCAUAUCGUUCUGCUUGACGAAAACGUCACAUCUACGGACGACAUCCAGCAGCUCGCUAAGUAUAUCAAAACCAUUACCGACACGUUAGAUGAGAUCGUUCCCAAGACAGUUCCUCUUAGUGCUCAAGGAGGAGGUCAGUUAAUGAUUGAAGCUGAUAUAGGCGGACCGGGCCGGCGGGAUCCUCUUAGUCGGGAGUGGCUGUCAUGCAAAUUCGCGCCCCAGACACUAUCAGCUCUGCCUCUAGAUGUGAUGUAUCGUCAAUUGUCAAGAAUAGAACGACCGGAUAUUCAACCUAGGACGAAAUUCCAGAUUGUGUUUAACGUGUGGGGAUUCGAAGGUGGACAGGGUUCUGGAAGCACAUAGGUGUAAAUGCCGUGGUUAGCGCUCGUCAGCUGUCCCAUAUACAUGCCUUGCUUCAUUUAAUUUGUCAUCUUCUGCUUCUGUCCAGCAUAAUCGCAUUGAAUAACCCGAAUGUCAGUGUUCACACUGCUAAGACGCUGCUGCCUCCGCUCCUGCGCCUUUGGGAAAUCUAGAUAAAUAUAAUCCACCAACAAAAGCAUCUCCGUAUUUGCUGUGGUACCAUCAGCUGCCGCUGCCGCUGCGGGAGAUUGCUGCGGCAUUGACUCUCGUGGAGGAGACACCCAAAAAUCAACCUCUGUGUACAGCAGCAUCAUAUCUGCUCUUCUUGGUGUUUUCCAUUGGGAAUCUGUUGCUUUGAACAAGUACUGAAAACCGCCAUUUGAUAAAAACAUGACGGCUGUGUUCUUCUUCGUUCGAAAUCUGACUGGAGUAUGGAACGCUUUCGGGUCAUAUAAGAUCAAGUGAGCAGAAUAGACAGUUGGAGGACGUUCACCAAAGUCGCUCUCUAUGAAACCAGCCAUUAUACGAGAGUAAAUGAAACUAGUCAGCUUUUGUGCGUAAGGGUCCUCUGGAACCAACUUUUGGGAAACGAUAGCCGGGGUUUCUUCUGAGGUCAAAGAAUGAAUACAUUCACGGCUGUGGCUGCUCGUCUUAUCCUCCCAUUCAAGGCUGCGGCAUGACUCCGAGCAGAAUCUGUAUACCAAACACUCUACAUAAAGUUAGCAUUAUUUUAUGCUGUACCAUUCGGAGGAAUUGGUGGAUCUCUCACUUUGGCAUGUAAGCCGACUGGAGUUGUUGCACUCCAGGCGCGCGCAAAUCUCUUCGACUUCUGGCCGAGUGGAUGAAGUAGAACCGCUAUAUGCAUUGCCCGGUUGAGACCGCAAUUGAAAGAGUGGUGGCUCCAACGUAUCCUUCCCAUACCAGGAUAUCCAUUCGGUCAACACUGGGUCCUCAGGCCGACCCAGGUCCUCCAAGACUCGGACUAGUUUGUUAGCAAAAUCCGCCGUAAGAAUAUGAUUGUUCCCGAGAACCUCAAGAGAUAUAUUCCAACCCUUUCUGUAUAUGGUCUCGGCGUUAAAUAA